Molecule: messenger RNA, 8744 nt
Organism: Betta splendens (Siamese fighting fish)
Lineage: Eukaryota; Metazoa; Chordata; Actinopteri; Anabantiformes; Osphronemidae
Exons: 15
Coding region: 1444-3306 (620 amino acids)
Source: RefSeq, a predicted model, not a curated record
GUUUUUUUUCUUUUAUUCUGAACAGCUUUGACUUUUACCUUAUUAUUUCCUGCCAGAGCGCAUCUAUGUAUGGCAGCUUAACGGAAGCGUAGUGGCUCAGCCUGUAGAACCGCCCCACCGGGCUUUCACUGUUGCGAUUAGUCGAGGACUAACGUACCUUUCACUUUGGCAGUCAUUGAUUGGUGAUCCCCCUGUCAGUCAUCUGCGAGUUGUGGGCGGGCUCAAGGCCAAAGUUUAUUUGAGAUCAACAAUCAACGUCGGUCAAGGAACUGCUUCUCACGCGAGGAAGGAGGGACCCAACGCCUCACGUAUCUCACUUAAUGUCUGUUCUAUGCCUUACAGUCACUAUGUACGUUUCAGUGGUAAGUCCGGCUCGGUCCGACAACGACCCGCACAGUCAUUAAUAGUGUAAAAUAACCAGGUAAUCUCCAAUAGUUGUGCAUAAACGAUAGUUUAUUUCUUCCCCCUGGCUUUUCCCGCCGACUUCAUGUCUAAGAUCGUCCAAAGAUAAGUCCUCCCACUCAGUAGAAAAAUAUAAUGGUUAAAAAGUGAAGGCUGACUGAACAAUAAGAGACAGUAGUGAAUAAACUUUGAGGUUUGUAUCAAGUUAACACAAAUGUCUCUGCACAUCUGAAUGAAUACAAAAUACAUUCUAAAUUAUUUGACAAACUUAAGUAAUCACAGUUUUUUUGUGUCAGAUUUUUGAAGUUUUUCUUAGUAAAUCAAGGCGGAGUGAGACCCCUCUCACUCUUUAUAUCUUUAGCUAAUAGAUAUUGAGUGAUAUUUCAUUUGGCAUUUUUGGUGUAAAUCCCUUUAAAGAUAAAUUUCACUUGAUAAUUACCUUUAUUACAGUGCUGUGUAAAUGCGUUUACUAGACUGGUGACCUAGAUAUAAAAUGUUAAAAAAUAAACAUUUGGCUUAUUAGCUUAUUUCUCACCACUUAGAUUCCUGUUAGCUUGUUUCUGCUAAGGUUACGUAGCUGUUAGCAGAUCAAGAUUUUCAGAACAAAAAGGUUAGUGACACAUAUUUAGGGCUUCAACUGAAUAUUUUAAGUAUUGAGUACAUUUGUGAUGUUAAACAUUUAAAAGUAGUAAAUUUAUUUUAUAUUAAAUUAAAUAUAUAAUUAAACAACUUCUAGAGCUGCAGAAUUUUGGAUGCAAACACACUUUCCUCUGGCCUCUCAUAAUGGUUCCUUGGAGAGUUCACAAAUGGUUAUCAGCCAUUUACAACUACAGUAUAACUCAGUCAUUAGACUAUUAACCCAUGAAUGCCAGUGAUCUGUCCGUUCGUCAGACUGACACCGUUACUGAGUGGUAGUUAAUGUGGUUGAGGGAACCGGUGAUGUCUGCAGGAUGAGUGGAGCAGUCCAGCCGUCGUUGUUCUUCCUCAGUCUUCCAGACCUCAGCAAGAUGGUCAGUGUCACACUGAGUCUGCAGCAGGAGGAUGAAGAGUCGAGGAGCUCACAGCUCAAGACCUGCAGUGUGUGUCCACAGGGAGCUGGUGCUGCUGUACUCUGAUAUUUUGGCCUCUCCUGCUCUGGACUGUUUCACUGACAUCACAGUGGUCAUGGCAGUCUCGUUUUUCCAGAAAGGCAUCGUCCAGGUGUUUGCACAGAGGCACAGUCUGCAGCUGGGCUCUCCACAGUGUGUCCUUUCAGGUGUCUUCCAGUCUUGCCUGUCCUACUCUCUGGUCACCAGACUGGCUCCCAGAUGGAACAAAGCAGGACCCUACCUCAUCUCUGGAAAAAACUUUGUGACCGACAGAGGGAGGAUGAACGCUGUCAACAUGGAGCUGAGCACCAGGGAGGGUCAACUCUGCUUCUGCAUUGAGGCCAGCAGUGUCAGAUUGCCACCGACCACACUGGAGGACUUCCACCUCGCUCCACCAGUGCUGAGGAGCUUCUGUAGUGACCCUCUUUCUAUCCUUGAUCCUUCCUCCACUGGGGGAACCAUUUGGUGUCACGUCCUGCCCAGUAUGAAGAAAGGUCAGAUCAUCACCAUCAACCGUCAGCUCCCCAGAGACGGACCCUUUAGAACCUACAAAGAACUGCAGAACCACUGGAACUCCCUGUACGGUUACAGGCUCCCUGACUUGGCGGAGGAGGAGGUGGUGUACUGCAGCAUCUACUUUAAGCUGGUGGGAGACCGACUCUUCACCUACCCUCUGAGCUGCAUCCGCCUGCAGCCGGUGCAGCGCUGCCCUCAGGUUGACCUGCAGCAGACGCUGGGCUCCUUCCUGUCUGACGUCAAGGUCCAACUGCCGAGUGUGUGUGGCUUCCCUGCACAUCUGACCAGUAAACCCUUUUACCACACGGUUGCUCUGAACACGGCUGCAACAGUACGGGACUUGAGUGGUGAGCAGGUCAAUCUGACCCCCUCCUCCUCCAUCAGACUGGUCCUCACCCAGCCCCCUGCUCCUCCUCCUCCUCCUCCAGUUUUUGCCUGGAGCUCCAUGUCACAGCCACACCCAGCUCAGGGGCGAAGGCAGCGGACACUGUCAUCUCCCUCCUCUACCUCACAUGCUGUUCAUUCCUCAGGAUACCAGUCGGCUUCAUCCCUCACCUCCUCCACCUUCUCCUCUUCAGUUUGUUCUCCUUGUCCUUUCCCAACACAGACAUGGAUCAGUCCUGCUUCUAAAGUGGUUCCUAUAUUCAAGAACAAGUUUCAGUCCCAUCAUGUUAACAUCGCCCUGCUGCGAGUCCAGAAGCAAAGGCAGAAUGAAGGAAUGGACAGAAAAGGGAGGGUGACGAUCCCAACCGUUGGAAAGAACAAACCCACAGCUUCUUCUGCAUCUUUCACCGUUCUUCCUCCACCAACCAUUUUCAGUUUCAAACCUCAGCGCAGCACUGGUCCUCAUCCAUCAGCUGAUAGCAAACCCGAGCCAGUCCUUAGCCUUAGCCCAGAGUCAAAGUGUAACUUCUCUUCACAGCUGCAGAUCAAGUCUAAAAACAAGGAAAAAACAAGCCAACGGCCAGCUGCACAACAUGAAGUUCCUCAUCUGCCUUGCUCUUCUAAUGUCCCCAGCGAAGGAGUUUUAUGCGAGUCAAAGGUCAAAAAAUCCAGAGCUGUCGUACGAGGUGUGGAUGUGGAGCAAAUGGCCAGAAGCCACCAGUUGUCUGAGGUGAACUCUGCAACUCUGCUGGCCUGGUUGAAAGAAAGAGGUGUGCUCGUUAGUGCCAAACACAAGAAGGAGGAGCUGAUGCUGAAGGCGUAUCAAUUCUACAGGAAGAAAGAUUUUCUUCAGCCAAGAUGUUUCCUCAGUAAAGGAACAGCAUCAGGGGCCGCUGCUCUGAACUCUCUGAACUGACAAAAGCUAAGGUUUCUGAUUUAGUUUUAAGUGAAGAGAAAAGGCCAAACUCAUCUUCCUGGGCUGCAGGAUGUGAUCUGUGAGGAUCCUCACCAGCACGGCAGGUUUUAUUGAUCCCUGGUCAGACUUUACACCGAGCAUCAGACACACUGAGCAGCUGGAGGAAGUUUCUCCAGGCUGAAGAUACAAUUACGUGAGUCUGGGGCUACAGAGACCUCAGAAGGUCACAGGGGGAAUAUGUUUUACUCCCUUUUGCAGUAUCGGCAUUGCGGUGCUUGGCCGUGGUCUGUCCUCAGACAGCUGUGUCCUCCUCACAUUACAGGAGUGGACCUGCAGGUCUCACUUCAGCAGGCCUCAGCUUGUUACUGGAUGCAGAGUGAUUCAGCUCGCUGUUGUAAUGAGGACAUGCUCUGGGCUGUUUCCUAGAGGAGCUGUGAUCGCAGCCUCAGCAGCCGUUCCUUCAACAUUGGCUUGAGAGUGCUUGCUUUCUGUCUAUGAUCGUAAACAAGAACACAACCAGGGUUCACAUAUGGUUUAAACCAUUGUUUCCAUUUUCUAUAGUGCUCACAUUCACCAUCAAAAACAUGGGUUAGAUCUCUCAGACUUCUUACAGCGUAAUAACCGGAAGUCCCAGAGGUAAAAACUAAGCAGAGCUCUGUGCUUUGUUUAGGAGGUGCGUGUGUAAUGGUGAUCAUGUCAAGUUAUAAGUUUUUAGCAGUGGAGCAAGAAUAAACACGUUUGCAUCUGAGCAACCUGCUGCUCAACAAACCCAUCCAGUCCAACGUACAGACUGAAGCUUUCACCAUAAGUGAUGAGGCUCUUUGUCCUCCUCAGGCCUGGUCUGUGGAGCAUUAGCAUGGAGCCCGAAGCCACUGUAAUGUUACACCAACAGUUAGUUUGACCCUCUGGCCUCUCGGGGUCAGGGGUCCCUCAGGUAAGUGCCUCACCAUGGUUCUCUGCUUCCUAAAGAGCCAGAAUCUCCCCCAACCCACACCCGGAACACGACACGUUUGACUUCAGGACAUUCUUACAAAAUAGGCUGCAGAUGGUGAAACUUCAUUCUCCAUGCAUCUGAUGUCACCUCGGUUGGUUUUAAGGCUUGUAGAGUUGGGCCCCACUGAAAGCUCACCCAUCCUAAUGACUUAGAAUAAUUGCUGUAAACACUGAGAACCUUAAGGCUUUCAGACUUUUCAGGGUUCCUCACAUCAUUUAAUACGUGAGAGGGGACUGAAAGCUUCAGGCUACGUAAGGUUCUGACACCUCUAAUCUUUUUCAUCAUGACUAUGUGUUUGUCCAGCUGACAGAUCGAUAGGACACCUUAAUUCCAUCCUGUACUUGUUCAUCAUGCUGAAGGUGAAGUCGGGGUUUUGAGUCGGAGCUGCUGGUUCGAAUCAGCUGCUGGAAAAUUGAUUGGCCUCAGAGAAAGUGAAGCGUGUUUGCGUUUCACGGUGCGUGGCCUCGCUGGCUGACGUCAGUGUGCCUGCGGACCCGCGGCCUUUCUGUCUGUGGUAAUUGGCGUUGGAGAAGUUGGAUCCAGAUCCUGAUCAAAACGUGACCUUUCAGUUUGUCUGUUCUGGUCCUUGUUGUCUCCAGCUGACCCUUGUGUGUUGUGCAUUGUGUGCUGCUCUCCUGCCUUAGCAGUGAUUCUCUGUUUAAUAUUUUACUACAGUAGUACGUGAACUCCUGUUAAAGCAGUGGUUUUGUGUUCUGGCUUUGCAGUGAUUUUCAGUUACUGUGUCUGUUUGUACUUGUUACAUUACAAACAUUACUCUACAUUUAUUACUUCAUCUUAGCUCAUCAUUGUUUCAUCUGCAAUAAGAUACUAGAAACGUUUGAAGCUGCAUAUUUGUGACAUGUUUUUAAAGUAGUGAAGUGUUGAUGUCUGAAUCGGUCAAACUGUGAAGCUCUGCUGGAAGUUGCGAGGAGCAGGGCUCCAUCCUGCAGGUUGCCUGUCGGCUGCUCUGUGAUCAGAGAAGCAGCAGCGUCUGCGGCCAGACGCUGUGAUCCCUCAACCAGGACAGACUUACCUGUGGUAGGUUGGAAUUAGGUUUAUGUUAUGUUGACUGGUUUCACCGUGCUUCGUUGAAGUCUCCAACCUGCUCAGACUUGUUCUUCUGCUGUGCAAUAGUGACUCCUUGGUCGACUGGAGGCAGCAGGAUGCAGAGACUUUAAUGUUCCGUGGUCCUUCUCUCUCUGAGCUGAUUGCUCCCAGUUCAGACCUAACACAGUGUGAAAUUAGUUUCUAAAGAACCGAACCAACAUGUCGUUUUAUCGCGGGUCCUUUAAUUGAACAGGAGCAGAACAGGGAGUGAGUCAGACUUUUAAUAGAAACUAGGCAGAUGAGUGAAGCUCCUAUAGAGAAGAGUGGGAGGUUUGGGCACACACAGAGCGUCUGUUAAUGGGAACUGAGCAAAGUGACUGUACUUCAUAUGUAGUGACUUAUUAAAUCAGUAGCGUGAAGCUCAGCGUGAGUCGGUGCCAGCCUGAUGGAGGAACAGACUGAAAGGGUUCUGAUGAGGUGGACUUAGCCAAUUCCCCUACCUUGUCCUUUCUGUGAUUCAGAUCGAUACGUAGAUCGUUAUCUUCCAUUCAUCUGAAGUGAUCUGAUGUUUGUCUAUGAGCUUCUGUGCUCAGGUUAAUGAAUCAGCUUCUCUCAGGUCUCCAAUAGAUGAAGCUUUAAAACCCAGAUUGUCUCAGGAUGAACUGGUGUCAGUUUGAUGGUUCCAUAGCCGUGAAAUCAGAUCAGUCACAGGAUGUUGAAAAUGAAACAAAGCCUUUAGAAUCACGGCACCAACCUUGUUUUCUUUGUCUUUUGUAUUUAGCUACCUGUGGGCCAUAAACCCUAAGGCCUACACCUUCUUCCACAUCUUAGCCUUUUGAUGAUGUUUUGAUAGAAUUGAACAGCAGGAACGGAUGAUUUAUCUUCACGCCAGGAUUGAACACAGUCCUCGGGUUUUAGAACAGCUUGUGCGUAUUGGAUGUCAUUCAAAAGGAAUUAAAGAGUCGCCUGCAGCCUGUGGACCUUCUCUUGGCAAAUGUGGUGAAUUCCAAAAGCAGCAUUUGAACCUGUCUCCUCCUGCACAAGGUCGUACAAGUUCCCACUGGCUUUGUUGUUCCUUCAGACUACAUCCUAACCCACACAAGCGGCGCCAGUCAGUGACAUAACAAUGGGAGAUUCUGCUGCUGCUGUGGUUUAAAGUGGCAAGAGCUGAGUGACACUUCACCCACCUCUGUUUGUAGACCUCUCAAGCAGCUGAUGAUGUUCAACAACACUACUGUGCUUGGAGCUGUCUGUAACAACUUGGCCUCAGGACCAUCUCUGUGGAUCACGUCUGGACAUUGUAAACGUAUACGAUCACAUGACCGCGUUCUGUGGUCCUCGUCAUCAAGGAACCAGGAACGAUUCAUGAACAUGCAGCUGACCCAGUUAAAUCCUGAUGCAUUUAGGAUUCCAGCUCGUGAGGCAUAUGUUUAUGGAGACUUUUUAAAAAAAUGAACUAAGGACUGACCACAGCCAAGCACCGCAAUGCAAAACUUCUGCCGAUACUGUAGAUUCUUCUUCCCUAAUAAAACAUAUUUAUUAUAUACGUAUUACAUUACAUACAUAAAAAAUAGAAUUUCAAAUGAUUAGCAAUUCCCAUUGAUCCCACUAGGUGUAUGUCCACUAAGGUAAAGGUCAGAUGUAGUGAAUAUAAUUAUAAUAUUCAGUGUUUUCUUACGUUAUGUAACUUAAUGGCAUAACCCUAACCCUGACUGAAAGACUUACAUUAAAUGUGACUUCUUCCCCGCAACCUCGCAUACGGGAUUAAGCGGUAGAAAAUGAAUGGAUGGAUGUGGACUUCUUACCUGGUAAUGUGAUAAAAUUACAUGGAAAAUGUACAUGUAAUUAAAUUACAUAAAGUCCAAGUUUUAGACCUGAUUAUGGGUUUGACUGUGUUUUUGUCUACUUGCAGUAGUUCAGCCAGUAAUUCCCUGUGCUGUCGUCAGGUGUUCGCUCCUUCCUCUGCCAAACUCUUGAUUUCUCCAAAUACAGUUUGCAUGAAUCUGGGAAUCUUAUGGAAAAUUCAUCUGCUUUCACUGAAGUGAAAUAAGCGAAGCAGACAGGAGUGCAGGCCCAGAAACAUCCACCUUGGCAGAAGACAGUGAAGAAUUCAAAGCAGCACAAAGCAGAUUUGCAUGUUGGCAGCAGAUCUGCAGGAUGAAGUCACUGCUGGAAACCCAGACCUGCUCUGAGGCGUCUAUGUCCUGAGAAAGUAAAGAGAAGCAAAAGAUCUGUGAAGGGUUUGUUUUAGUAGGACACGCUAACCCACUGCUCUGCUUUCUAAGAGGCAGCCUCUGAAUUUGAAACCUUGUUUUGUAGAGUCUGUGCUGGUGCAAAUGAGGAGAGUAGAGUGCUGCCAGUUAGGAGCUCACACGGUGCCAGCAGAGCCCUGGGCGGCUUCCACUCGCUCUGUCGCUCCAUCUCUUUCUUAAAUGUCCAGGAAACGGUCUGAGUAGAAUUACUGCACAUCAGGGAAGCAUUAGAACCUCAAGCACAUUUCUGCACCUGUAAUAUGAGGCCUUGGCAGCCAGACACAAAGGGGGAAACGGUCUGACUCUGUCUCCUCUGGACGCGUGUGUUGGUGUUGUGUUCGUAGUGUAGGACGGAUGUAAAGGUCAAACCCACGUGGCGCCUUCGUUACUACUAAGAGGACGUACAUCUGGGAACGUUGGUGUUUUAAUUCUACUGAUGAUAUUGAAGCAGUUUUCCCUCCUUGGUGUGUUGGUGUGUAGUUAAGCAGGAAGUCGUAUUUAAAAUCUGCACACAAAAGUCUAAAAACCAUUACACACUUUAUUAUGAUAUGAAACAGACCCUUGUUACUUUUAACAGAAGUCUGACCCAGACCAGUCGUUGCUGACCCAUGAGCUCCAGUUGCUGCAGAUGUAAACACUAGAACUAAUAAGUUAAUGCUGUGGUUGAAGGACAGUCGGCUGCUGAACUCAACUGUCUGACAUCUUGCUUCAUAUAGUAUUUGGUGUAUAACACAAUGGUACUGCUAGUUUCACAUGGAAUCAUACAUAUUACUGUACAGCAGCUUCCAUCCAAAAGUGAAGAUUAUCUCCUUUUAAAAACUCCCAUCAAAUGACUGAAAACAUGGAUGUUAAAGACACAGACGUCACCAGGUUGCUACUGGCAGCUGAAUGACUCUCCUUAAAUGAGAGGGUUUCAAUCUCACUGAGAUGAACUGCUUUCCAACAGGAAGAAGACACCAACGUGCUGCUUCUCCGAUGAGAGGACAGUUAAGGCAUUUGUGAGUUAUAGUGAGUCACAUGAUCAAACUGAAGGAAAGGCCCUGGACACGGUAGAGAAGCUGCUGCCACUGUGUCCUGUGGAUGUGAACACAUAGUACUUCCACUGAGUCCAGUCUUUGCACCAGAUGCUCAACAAACUUCAUCAA